Messenger RNA from Cherax quadricarinatus, 6276 nucleotides. NCBI's taxonomy places the organism in Eukaryota, Metazoa, Arthropoda, Malacostraca, Decapoda, Parastacidae. The record is from RefSeq and is a predicted model, not a curated record.
ACAGCAGCGAAAACACGAGCACUAAAGUCAAGCGAGAAUGGUUGGAAAUGAGAAAACAUACUUUGUAAACAUUAAUAAGGAAGAGUUGUAGGUGACGAAGAGAGUGUAGGAAAGUGAGUGAACUCAACUGCAAGGAACGGUUAUUAGUGAAAGCUUUUGAGAAAAUUGUAUGUAAACUGCACACGAAGGGAAUGACGCUGGACUUGAAGAAUAAAUCUUGCCUCAAGGCUGGGAUGUAAGGAUAAGUCUUAUCUCAAGCCUGGGAUGUAAGGAUAAGUCUUGCCUCAAGGCUGGGAUGUAAGAAUGAAGCUUGUCGCAAAGCCGUGAUAAGCGGGAUGCAAUGGUAUUUUUCACAGUCUUGUUUCCCUGGUUAUAAAUUGCUUGCAGAGGGCGUCUACUCGACUUGUUUCCCCUCCUUCCGCAGUCCUGAUGGUAGGUAAAAGGCAGGAGGGAGCUGACCAGCUGGAACAACAGCAAUGGCCGGAUUUAAAUUGAUGCACACAGGAGUCAAGUGAGGUGGACUGUGACGACUCUUAAGAGGACAUUUAAAAUUAGAUUCAAGAGUCUUCCUACGUAACUUUUUAUUCCCCGUCUUGUAUCUACGCCAUAAAACUCUUGAUUAUUUGGAAAGCUCUUGUUCUUGGGAAAACUCCCAAAUCUAAGAGAGAACAAGAUACUGGUUACAUUUGUGAAAAUUAUGAGUUCAUUCGGCAGUACAUUUUCCAGGUCGGCCGCGACUUGCCGAGCUGACAAAGAGCUUCUCCUGGGAAGCCAGUGUCUCUCGGAAGAAGAAUGUGUCCAGAAUGGCAUGGUGGACGAUAGUAUGUCCCUCGACGAAGAAACAGGAGUAAAAAUCGGCAAGCAUUCGUCCUAUCCUCAACACACUUGUGAAGUGGAUGAGGCGAAACUAUUCUUUGGUGACGAAUCUGAGGUACACAAUUGCUCUAAUGCCAGCGAUGAUGACGCUGUUGGGGUCAUUGCUAGUAAUCCAAAGUUUGUGAGGUCGUUUAACAAGCGGGUACGAUCCCGUGAGUUGAGGGGCUGGCGGUACAAGUCACUCUCAGGAGAGACUGACUUGAGACAACCCGAGUUGAAAGAUACAAGAGAAAAGAUCUGCAAUGGGCCUAAUGUUGGAAGCAAUAGUCAGGCAAAAAGUGCUAACGUGGGUCUGAAGAGCAAAGAAAAUACAGAGAACUAUCAGUGUAUCAAAACCUACAGGCGGAGAACCGUGUCAGGAGUAAAUGUGAGUGACGGUGACUCUGGAGGAGUUUGUUUCCCCAGUACAGACAGUGUAUUUUGUCCUCUCGACACUGUUCCACCCGUCCCUCAACAGUCGUCGUCGUCGGAGUUUAACGAUCCCACCUCGAGCACCGGUAACCAGACAAUUCCUGACAAACGAGAGGAACAUAAGAGCUGUUGUCUCGGGAGUACAGCAUCAACCGUCGCUGAUAACGAAGCCACGAGUACUUGUGUGGAUGUCGAAUGGCAUCAGACUAAGGACUGUGGAGGUGGGUUUUCUUUCCUCUCACGCCUGGGCAAAAGCGUGUCACUUAAGAGGAAAUAUGGGAAGUCCCACGGCAAAACUCGUCCUUUUCAGUUUAACGAGAAAAAAGUUGUUAAAGAGAGUGGGGUCAAGGAAAACUUGGAAUGUAUCAUGGAAAAUUCACAGGAGAAAAACAUGGAGGAGUGUAUCCCAUGUCAUUGGCCUCAGAACCUCUGCUCGGAGAGAGACGGGAUGAUGAUUAAGCCUGCAGAAGAAGGCAAGGUUCCAUGCUCUAAAGAAAGUAAUAGUCCAAGUUGUAGUCCCAGUACUCGAUGGUUUCUGAGCGCAGAUCCCACCCUGGCAGAAAUCAACACACUAGAUGCAGAGAGAAACAAACAAUGUAAUACGCCUGUAAUGACUGAAGCCUCUUCUUUCUUACCGAUACUGUUUAAACUUCCUCCCCCUCCGAGGUCGAGGAAACUCGGGGACUCUGAACCAGUUGCUAAUCAGAACUCGACCUUUGAACAUGAGAGAUCAUGUAUGAAAAGUAAUCCACGAGACCCAGAGAUGAUGGAUGAGAAGAGUGAUCAGAUGUCCCUCACUUUUGAUCAAGAUUGGAAUCUUAUUACAUCUCGAUGUGUCGGUAGCACAAGUAGUCUCUGGCCAGCGCUCCAUCCUUCCACGGUCACUGAUUCAGAAUUUCUCUGCCUCAACGAAACAAGUAAUGCGAACGAGCAGACAACUCUGUGUACAGUGGCGUCGGCUACAGCGCAAGAAGCCAAGUCUCCUAUUACUGUAAGGAAGACUUACGAGUCUACAUGCCUUUCACGGCAACCACAGCUUCCAGAACAUAGUGGCAAUGAGGAGCCACAGUUCAAAGAACGAUCAUCCUUGCAGCAUACAGAGCCGAGUCAUUUUAAUGGCUUGAAAGAAAUAAACAUGCAGAAGAAAUGCAAAUUUCGCCCAAGUUUUAUAUUUCAUACAGAAAAUAAUACAAAGAAAAGUGAGGUCGAGAAAGGAGAAGCAAAGGAUAAAAAUGUUAAGAAAGAAAAGAAGGUAUCUGGUGAGCGAAAGGUGACUGAGGUAAAGGCUUCUGUGGCGACCCAAGUGAAACUUAGAAGAGUUGGAGCCAUUAAGAAAUGUGAGGAGAUCCAUCAUCUUUUGCUGGAUGAUAGUCACGUUUCUCUCACCAGCGUCCUCACCAUCCCUCACAACAAUGACACACUGACACAAGCACGAGACACAAAGCCUACCCUGAACUCUUCCUUCAGUAUACAACCUUUACCCAGUACGGGAGCCAUUCCGAAGAGCAGCCAAAUGAGUAAAGUUUUCCAAGUGAUAAAUAAAGAUGAGGCCAAACAGAAAAAUUUGAGUGAGAUCAAUCCUACCAUACACGAAAAUACUGCUACAGAUACAAAAUGCCAGACGUCUUUAGAAACGAAAAAAGGAUCCGGAAAAUCUUUUAAGACACAUGGAAAGCGCUUAAUGGAGCGAUCUUCAUCUGUUCCAUUUUGGACAAAAUUGUAUUCACAAGAGAUAUCCCCUUCCACUGCUGAUGGUGAGUGCCUUACAGACAACAAGCUCCACACAAAUGGUGAAAAAAUUGUUGCUCACAACACACAACAGGGUGAUCAAGGUAAAGCUGUUCAGAGUAUGGCAAAGGUGACUCACAAACGGGCCAAAUCACAGGAAUUAAAGAAAACCUUCUUAGACGAAGCAUUUUCACUGGCUCCAGAGAGGUCCGCUUCUCAUGACAACAUAACUACACUAAAGCAAGGAGCAUCAAAAGUAUCCUCGCUUGAUAUUGGCUUCCAGCCUUCGGAGUCUGCCCAGGAGAUAAAUAUCAGCAACCUGCACUUCACCGAAGAUGCAUCGUUCGAAAGGUUGGGUUAUAAGAGCCACUAUAAACACGCUAGUUGUAACGACAUCAUUGACAUGGGUAAGGAAACAAGCGAGUCUUCGAGGGUGAUCCAGGCGUUUAGGGACUCCAAGGUGAUUAGCGCCUCUGCUUUCUGCCUCUCCAGCAGCGUAACUAGAAAGGCAUCGGCUGGUGGAGGCCUAGGAACCCCCACGCCUGCCCUCAGAGGGAAAGAUUCUUCUCUCUCUGGAGGUAAUUUGCCCACCUCGCCGUCAGCGCUAGUAGGGGAUGAGCUCGCAGGGGAGACGAGGAACCUCAGGGAGUCGCAACUACUGUACACAUCCCCUUACGACCUCGUCACCAAUGUCAGAGAUAAACCUUACUUCCAGCGUGUCAUCAAUGUCUUCCAUAUACAAACCACGGAUAGUAAGAUGGAUUCGCUAGUGCAGCAGCUGGACCUAUACAGCAAGCAGGGUAUCCCCCGCCAGCCUCACCUCCUGGCCUCUCAGACUCCUGGUAACGAUGAUGAGGUAGUGGUUGAGGACAGCUGGCGAACUCUGGUUGAGGGCCACGACCAGCUGGAUGAGCGCCAGGAGCAGCAGCAGAGCGCCAUCUGGGAACUGGUGGAGACGGAAGCCACUUACAUUCACAUGCUCAAAGUUAUUACUGACUUGUUCCUGGCGUGCUUGUGCAACCUGCAGAAUGAGUCGCUGCUGUACGAAGUGGACACAGACAAGCUCUUCAGCAACAUCCAGGAGAUUUACUGCGCCAACCUCACCUUCUGGAGGGAACACAUCGUUAGGAUGCUCGAAGCCUCCAGGUCCACCAGAGAACCCCUCGACCCAACCCUUCUCACCGAUGCCUUCUAUAAGUUUGACGAGUUGUUCCACCCGUACACUCGCUAUUGUCUGGAGCAGAGCAACUGCCAGUUAUACUGUAAGGAAAAGGACCACGACAACGAAUACUUCAAGAUGUACCUUGCUUGGUGCGAGACGCAGAAAGAGUGCAAUAGAUUGCGGUUGGUGGACAUACUGGUGCAGCCUAUGCAAAGAUUGACCAAGUAUUCGCUCCUUCUGAAGGCCAUUCUCAAGAAAACUAACCUCGAGGACCACAAGCUGUGUCUUCACGAUAUGAUCACGCAUGUGGAGAACUUCGUGUCUAAUGUCAACUCAGCACUGAGACACAAGCACGAACAAGAGAGGCUACGUGAUAUCGCCAAGAGAAUAGAAGCUUAUGAAGCUGUGGAGGCACGGGACGAUGAACUGGAGAGAGUGGUAAGGAACUACUCUGAUCUGAACCUCACUCAGCCCAUGCCAGGCUGUCCGGAACACCUUCCUCGACACCUGCUGCACCACGGUGACCUACGACUCAGGGACCCCCACACUUCCAAGAUGGAUGUCCAUGUAUUCCUUUUUACUGAUCUCCUCCUCAUCACCAAGGUCACUCAGCGCAAGGCAGAGAAAGUCAAGAUUGUGCGUCCGCCAUAUCACGUUGAGCGGCUUGUGUUGGUUGAACUGAAGGACAACACCUCGAUUGGUCUUGUAUCUAUAAAUGAGUGGAACGUGGCCGUGGCUGCCUUUACUCUUCAAUGUCCAGAUCAGCGCGCGCACAGAACGUGGUACGAUACACUAAAGAGAGCAAAAGAUCAGUACAGGGAAGCGCAGCAGGCGCAGGAUGUGGUGUAUGACGAUAUAACGUGUGUGGGUCAUCUAGUACCUCGUUCACCUCGUCCAGGCUCCUCCAGAGCGUCUCGCGUCUCAAGUCUGGCACAUUCUCACUCGGGUUCUAUAGAUCUGAAUGAAACCUCUCCAGCUACUCAACAUCACCCUAGUAUUGACAUGAGUGAUGUGAGAGCGUCUAGUGCCUCCAGUGACGAUUCUAUUGCCCAGUCUGCUCCAGAGAUUCAGAGAUCUCGGUCGCUUGAAGGUGGUGGUAGUGGUGCUAUAUCUCCUCGUCCAGACCGUCGUCCAGGCUUCCCUAAAACCCCUAAUACAUUAAGUGUUAUACCACCUUAUUCUACUGGACAGUCUCUUCCAAACCUCACUGUAGAGUCUGCUAAUUCUCUUCUUCGUGUGCCUGGUACCAAUGGAAGCAAUCCGAAAGCUCUUUCCCCUUGCACUAGAGGAGUGUCUUACCCACCGCCCUCUCCACGUACACUUCGCCGGUCAGCGCCCGUACCACAGUCACGGAAUCCACCAUUACUAAAAUCCCGCCAUGUGACUUCCAUGGUUGGAUCUCCACAAGAUGUAGACCAAAACGAACAAGAUGAUAGCACAAGGGGCCAACGUCGUACAUAUCGCAUUGAUAGGAUGGAUAACCGACGCUAUCACACUGCAGGAGCUAUUGAUGAUAUCAAGAAACAAAAUGCCAAGGAUGCAUCCAUACAUAAGCGUCUAUCAUGGAACUAUGGGCAAGGUCCUACUCCCUCUCGAGACCUUGUCAAUGACCAAGGCAAAUUGGGUCGUCAUAAACACUCUGUGAAGAAUAUCUCUUGUGAAUCUGUACACAGCUCUUCCGGCGUCUCCUCAACCUCGUCUUUACAUCGUUCAAUGGGAUCAGAAGUUGAAGCCCUAGAAAAUAUAGAUGAUAAUGAACUUGAAGAUGGUGAGGCGACUGUGGUGGACCUAACAGUCAGUGAUUGUACCAGCCUAAAAAUAUCUCCUCACAUUUCUACAACUUACAUCUGCCAUGACUCAGACAUCACGCUUGGAGUUUGCUCACAGUAUAUUACUCAACCAAACUGCUCUCCCGAGCCUGGUCUCUACCGAGGCAUAGUUGACGGCUUGGUCAGUCAAGCUGUUGGUGCUCGCUGCACGCAGUCCACAGCCCAGCUGAUCAGGAACUGCAUAAAGGAAUUUGCCGAGUUCUCUAUUGAAGACGGUUAAAGGCCUAUGAGUAAUUUUCAUUACGUAUGAAGGGUAGGUGUUAAAAUGAC